GGUGAAUUUCUCCAAAGUGGGGUACACUGCACCUUGAAGCUCUGCUGACCAGGUGUGGCAGACAGCAAGACACGUCACCCUGUUAGACAAGGAGCCCACCCAGAUGUUCAGGGCCAUGGUGCUGGGGAAGGGCCCCUAUAAGCCCUCCAGCGCCCCCUUCCUAUUCAGGUGGAUGUGGGGGGUUCCCCCAGGUCCCGAAGUGGGGCCGGAGUGGCCUUGUCCCCAGCAGACCUGCAUGCAGAGCCGCAGGAGCAGCACUUGGCACCCCCGUUGGACAGGCCAGGUCUCCAUGCCUGGGGGUACCCGACAGUCUCCCAUCAACAUCCAGCCAAGGGACAGUGUCUACGACCCCGGGCUGCCACCACUCAUGGUCUCCUAUGAUGCAGCGUCAUGCCGACAUGUGCGGAACACUGGCUACCUCUGCCAGGUGGAGUUCGAUGAGGCCGCUGAGGGUUCGGGGAUCAGUGGAGGGCCCCUGGAGAACCACUACCGACUGAAGCAGUUCCACUUCCACUGGGGAGCUGUGGACAUGCGGGGCUCUGAGCACACAGUGGACGGCCACACCUUUGCUGCUGAGCUACACUUAGUUCACUGGAAUCCCAUGCGGUACCAGAGUUACCAGGAUGCAGUAGUGGGCGAGAAGGGCUUGGCUGUGAUUGCCGUCUUCCUGGAGCUGGGCACCACGCACCAGGCCCUGCAACCGCUGGUGGACAUCUUGCCGCAGAUAAAACACAAGAUGUCACUACAGCAAGGCCUCAGGACAUCCCUCACCCUACUGCCCCCUGCUCCCUGUGUUCUCCCAUCACCUUUGAUGUGCACCAUGCAAAUGGCUAGAGCUUUUCUGUGUUUACUCUUCAGGCUCUGCAGAUGGGCAGGUGGCUUUGUCCCUUUUGUCUCUCUCUGUCCCAAGUCUGGAACAGAAUUAUGCUCCUGGUGGGCUCAGCCCUGCUUGUGAACAAACUCAUGCACGCAUGCACGCAUGAGUGCAUGAAUGAAUGAGCACAGCUUAAGGGGCGAGUCUCUCCUGUCCCCAUCCCACACACAGUAAGGUUGAGCAUGCAGACCUGGACAGAGGCCCCAAGCAGCCAGGCCAGCAGGGGCCAUCUUGAAAAGAGCCCAGAAAGUAGUACAGUGCUGAGGGCAAGGGAUGUUGGUGAGGAGAAAGCCUGUGAAGAAGGCAGAGCUUGAUGUCCGUUCCCAUGUCUGGCCAGUGAGAGAGGAUCAACCUCAGAGUCGGAUGAUUCUGGCAGUGGGGUGGCUCUGAGGGUAUGUUCAGAAAAGAGUCACCAUGUGACCCAGCAGCCCUGCAACAGUAAGUCAUGAGAGCUGGACCUGAGUGGGGUUCAUGCCUUCCAUAGGCAGCUGCAGAAGAUGCCAUAACCAAGGCAGUUUGCAUGGGUGAAGACUGCUGAAAUGCAGCCAUUCCCACAGCAGAAAGUCUCAUCCAGAAGGCAGGAAGUCCUGACUCAUGUUCCAGUGUGAGGUUCUACAGACCUUAAGGACAUCAUGCUAAGAGGAAUAACCCAGACACAGAAAACUGUGCUCAGAGUUUCCCUGUGUGGGGGGUCAACGAUAUCCCAUCCACAGAGUCAGGACAGGGGUAGGGAGCCAGCAUUUAAUGGGGUGCAGUCACA
Messenger RNA from Octodon degus (degu), 1634 nucleotides. It is a transcript of the gene Ca5a, whose product is annotated as carbonic anhydrase 5A. Gene Ontology annotation, molecular function: zinc ion binding; carbonate dehydratase activity. NCBI's taxonomy places the organism in Eukaryota, Metazoa, Chordata, Mammalia, Rodentia, Octodontidae. The transcript is spliced from 6 exons. The coding region runs from base 104 to 955 and encodes 283 amino acids. Gene Ontology annotation, cellular component: cytoplasm; mitochondrion. The record is from RefSeq and is a predicted model, not a curated record.